Galeopterus variegatus (Sunda flying lemur) is the source of this 898-nucleotide messenger RNA. It is a transcript of the gene CD320, whose product is annotated as CD320 molecule. The record is from RefSeq and is a predicted model, not a curated record. The transcript has 5 exons. Gene Ontology annotation, cellular component: plasma membrane. Bases 18 to 815 code for a protein of 265 amino acids. NCBI's taxonomy places the organism in Eukaryota, Metazoa, Chordata, Mammalia, Dermoptera, Cynocephalidae. Gene Ontology annotation, molecular function: protein binding.
GCUGGGGCAGCGGUUCGAUGGCGCUGAGCGGAGAGCGGCAGGCAGCGGCCCUGGGCCUAGCACUGCGGCUGCUGUUUGGCCUCGGACUAAGCCUAGAGGUCGCCCCGACCCCGGUCCCGAGCCAGACCCCGGUCCCGAGCCAGACCUCGGCCCAGGCCCCGGGCCUCAGCAUAGUCUCGUGCUCGCCCACCCAAUUCCAGUGCCGCACCGAUGGCUUCUGCGUGCCCCUCACCUGGCGCUGCGAUGGUGACAGCGACUGCGAAGAUGGCAGCGACGAGGAGGACUGCAGGAUCAAGCCGUGUACCCAGAACGGACAGUGCCCACCACCCACUGGCCUACCCUGCUCCUGUGACAACAUCAGUGAUUGCCCUGGCGGCCCUGACAAGAAUUUUUACAACUGCAGCCGCAGGCGCUGCCCAGCAGGAGAGCUGCGUUGCACGCUGGGAGAUACCUGCAUCCCACACACGUGGCGCUGCGACGGCCACGCAGACUGUCCCGACUCCAGUGACGAGCUUGGCUGCGAAACCAGCAAGACCCUCCAGGGAGGGAGUACCAUAACCAUGGGGACCCCUGUGACGCUGGAGAAUGUCACCUCUCUCAGGAAUGCUGCAGCCUCAUCUUUUGGGGACCAGUCUGGAAUCCCAAGUGCUUACGUGGUUGUUGCAGCUGCUGUGGUGCUGAGCACAAUCCUGGUUGCUGCCAUCUUCCUGGUGUUGUUAAGGCUCCGAGCCCAGGGGUACUUGCCCCCGCUGGGGCUGCUGGUCACUGUGAAGGAGUCCCUGUUGCUGUCAGAGCGGAAGAGCUCGCUGCUCUGAGGACGGAGUCUUGCCACCACUCCACCUUGACCCCGAGUGCAGCCCAGUGAGAGGAGAGUGGUGGAUGGAGAUGUGCAGGCAGC